UUAAUGUAAUUUUGCACAAAUAAAAAGAAUCUGUAAAAAGUGUUAGUCUGUUUCGCAAAUCGAAUAAUUAAGCAUUAGAAUUGCUGAUCUCUCGUAGGUUAGGAAAUCUGUCAUUUUUACUGCAUGCAACGAUGUGCGUACAAGUAAACGAUCAAAGUGAUCAGCGCAUACUGAGCAUGCGCCAAGUUUGGACUAGGACACUGUUUCAAAUAUUAAUGACCAUGUUCAGCAGACUGAGCAGAUCAGUGAGCGCUUAGUGAUUCUUCAAUAUGAUUGGUUUCUACACUUAGAUCCAGAGAAGAUCUAAAGGCAAUCAUAUUAAAGAAUCACUAAGCGUUCACUGAUCUGCUCAGCCUGCCGAACGUGGCCAAUGGGAGCUCUUUCUAGCUACCAUAUGUAUAUCCCUCUACGCGUGCUGGAGGACCACCUUGGGGUUUUAGUGGGUUCAAUCCCACACUACGGGGCUCUCCCCCAAGAGUCAGAGUGUGCAAAGGCAUUUCCCCAACUACCUAUCCUAACCCGAGCAAGAAGAAGAACGUAUUCUCCACCUAAAAAAAAGUAGUGAAUAGUAGUGAAGAGAGUAGAAAUAAUGACGGACGCUUCGGACUUACCGGGCGCAUCCACGAGUCAGAGGACGAUGUCGAAGUUGUUACGACAAUGGGCUCAAGAGUUCCUCACUUUGCGAAAACAUGCGAAUAAUUUAAUAGACAUAAUCAGCCACUGGGAUGACUGUACUAUUACGUGUCUACUCACUCUUGAAACGAUAUUCACGGAAGUGCUUAAACGUGGCGAUAUGUAUCUUGAACGUACCAUAGCUCUUACUAUUUCAGAACCUAGCGCUGAAUUUCGCUACAUUACUUGGCUGAGAAACUGUUAUGAAGAAGUUUGGAAGAAAGUAUUAUUAUCUAUGGAAAGUAGUCGAUUAACUAUUCAGCUGCAGGUUCUUACCACAGCAAUAAAAUUGAUGGCAGAAGAGGGUAGAACACCGUUAGAGCCAUGUGACAAUCCAGGCUAUCACUUUCCUCUACAUCGUCUAAGACCCAUUCUCAUGACAUUACUCUCACCUGAAAAAGACAAUACCAAUUUAAUAUCAAGAUUUCAAGAGAUUGCUGGAUAUCCUGAUGCUCUGUAUUAUACAUGGAAAUGCCUACCCUCUCUUACACCAAAAAGACAACCUCAAGAAAUUUAUAUUAAGAAUUUGUUAGAGCUUAUAGACAAAAUACCAGUGCCAAAGGAAGAAGGAUCCAAACUAUCAGACAAUAAAGAACUGUUAUGUGGAUCACAACAAGGUGCUACAUUUACAUGGGAUCAAUUUGCUGUUAAACGCGCAUUAAACAAAGUCUGGGCUUGUGUUAUGCACUGGGAAUUAACACCGCAGUUACACAAACAGCUGUUAAUAGUUUUAUUAGAACGAAUUAUGUCACAUCUAGAUAAACCAUUGUUAUUAACUGAUUUUCUGAUGGAUUCACUAGACGCGGAAGGUUCUAUUAGCGUGCUUGCAUUACAAGGUGUAUUUAUAUUGGUCACUAAGCACAAUCUAGAAUACCCGAAUAUUUUUACCAAGUUGUAUUCAAUGUUUGAACCUGAGAUCUUUCAUACAAAGUACAAAGCUCGUUUGUUCUACUUAUCUGAUCUAUUCCUCAGUUCAACACAUUUGCCAGAAACGUUAGUAGCCGCAUUUGCGAAGCGACUCGCACGUCUAACGUUAGUUGCGCCACCGGAAGACAUUCUAAUAAUCCUGCUUUUUGUGGGCAAUCUGUUGUUGCGACAUCCUGGGCUGAAGAGGUUGAUUGAUCACCCACAAGGCGGCGAAGUUACUUCAUAUGCCACAAUGGGCGCAGGCGACCCAUUUCUUAUGGAGGAGCGUGAUCCAUUGCUAAGCAAUGCAAUGCUCAGCAGUCUCUGGGAGAUUCGUGCAUUACAACAGCACAUUUUACCCAGUGUGGCCAGUGCUGCGCAAUUCAUUCGCGAGCCACUGCCUUCAGUCGAAUACGAUAUGGCAUCGGCACUGGAGCGUAAUAGUGGCUACAUCUUUGAUCGCGAACUAAAGAGUAAAGUCAAAGACAUCAUGUUGACAUUCGAAAGACCAACCUCUAUGGCGUUACUGAAAGGGGAAAAAUUAUUGCAAUAUUGGCAACUCACAAGUACAUAUUGAUUCUAUAAGUCAAGAGUGCAAUAUGUUAGAAAAAAAAAAUUUAUAGUUGGAAAAUGAGACUAAAACACGCGAUGGAUUAUUUACUACGGUAAAAAAUAAAUACUUUUGUGUUUUUAUACAGCAUAUCUAUGGUAAGAAAAACAACAGCGUAUUUUUUGUGCAGCGUUGAGCAUCUACAUUUAAAAUAUCGAGACGCUUCAAAUUGUACUCUGAAUAAUUUAAUUUUUAUAAAACAAAAAAUGAUACUUUUUGUUUCGACUGAUAAAAUGUACACACGUGUGUGUGUGUGUGUGUGUGUGUGUGUGUGUGCGCGCGCGCGCGCGCGCGCGUGUGUAUGUGAAUUUUUAAUAUAUAUCGAUAUAUAUUCUGUGAAAAAUAUAUAUCUAUAUAAUUCUACGUAUAGAAGAUUACGUAAAUGCGCAACGCUGACAUUACUUAAUUCUUUCCCUGCUUUUGUUAUUUUUAUUUUACAAAAAUCGAUAGAAAUGAUGGAACAUAUCAUUAGUUUUUGUUUUAUACAUAUAUCAAUGUAAACGCAUGUAUAGUGAAAAAUGUUAAUAAUUAUUAUUUGUAACAACUAACUUGUUAUCCACUAUAUUUCAGACACGUUGCAUGUAGCUGAAUAAUAAUUUUUUAAUUAAAAAAAUAGAAACGAACUAUCCUUAGUAUACUCAUCGCGGCGAAAGAAUUGAAUCUUUUCACAUUAUGAACAAUGAAGUAAGAAAGUCAAAUAACCGACAUAUGAUUAAUUAAUUCGAAUAUAUAAUAUUGUAGAUAAAAGUUUUGUAAACUUUGAAUAAGUUUUACGGAUUACCAGAUAUAACUUUCUCUAAUCUAUUUGUAAACUUCAAAUUUGAGAUAAUAAAUUAUAAAUAUUUUACUCUAAUAGAUAAAGAUGUGAUUUGCUUUCACGAUAUAACGUUAAAAUAGUAUACAAUGUAUAUACCCACACAGUUUUGUAUUUGAUAUAUGUAUAUAGGCAUAUAGGCAUGCAUAUGUAAUAAUUCAAUUGUAAUUUUAUUUAUAAUACUCUAAAUCAUACACUUCUCUCUUUAUACAUAUAUAAAAUUGUGUUAUCAUCAUCUUUUUGAUACACGUCCGAACACAUUUUCAUAUAUUUGCGUUCCAUUGCAAAUUGUCUGUGUGUGUGUGUGUGUGUGUGUAAAUACUUUUAUGUACAUCAUUAAAUCGAUAAACUAUUUUUCCGGUAAUAUCAUGUCUGACGUUGCUUUGUAUCCAAUGACUAGAAAAAAAAAUACGACUUAUUAAUUUUUGCUGAAUAAAUUGCAGUAAAAAAUUGUU
Pseudomyrmex gracilis is the source of this 3457-nucleotide messenger RNA. Its product is annotated as nucleolar complex protein 4 homolog. Lineage: Eukaryota; Metazoa; Arthropoda; Insecta; Hymenoptera; Formicidae. The record is from RefSeq and is a predicted model, not a curated record. Gene Ontology annotation, biological process: ribosome biogenesis. The transcript has 7 exons. Gene Ontology annotation, cellular component: Noc4p-Nop14p complex; nucleolus; small-subunit processome. Bases 590 to 2155 code for a protein of 521 amino acids.